Microthlaspi erraticum is the source of this 462-nucleotide messenger RNA. The record is from the annotation of a GenBank genome assembly. Lineage: Eukaryota; Viridiplantae; Streptophyta; Magnoliopsida; Brassicales; Brassicaceae.
AUGUUGAAGGACUUGACUGUGAAGCUGCCUCUGUCUGAUGCUGUUCAGAUGAUUCCUGCUCUGAAGAAGUACAUGAAGGAGCUGAUAUCUGGGAAAGUAGCUGAGGAUGAGAACGUCAUGCUAGUAUCGGAGGAGUGCAGCGCUGUGCUGCAGAACAAGGUGAUCAAGAAGAGGAGCGAUCCAGGGAGAUUUGUCUUGUCAGUGCAGAUUGGCCAUAUGACCUUCGCAUGCUCUCUUUGCGAUCUUGGCUCGAGCGUGAACCUGAUGCCGUAUUCUGUGGCCAAGCGACUGGGAUACACAAAGUUCAAACCCACGAAAGUCUCCUUGGUUUUCGCUGACAGAUCGACCAAGUUCCCAGUCGGUAUACUUGAGGAUCUACAUGUGCAGAUAGGGAACACACUCAUUCCAGCAGACUUUGUAGUCCUCGAGCUCGACGAAGAGCCUAAGGAUCCCUCAUCCUAG